AUGUCUUCUGCCAAAUACCAUCUUUUCUUGCUCUCCUUGCUGCUUUCCCUGAUCCCCUCAGCAGCCGUUCGGGAGAGCUUGCUCUCUGACGGGCCAGCUACGGUCCACGCCUUCUAUGCUGCAGACGAGCCACAGAUCGACGGGCUCAGCGCCUCCAUUCACUCGCUGCUGGUCUCAUGCUCUCAGCCGCAGCGUCUCGUUGUAGACGUCGCAGUGAAGGCUGCCGUUCUUCCCGCCUUUCAGGCUCACUUUGGCAUGAAGGACAAGUCGCUAUCAGUGGGGACCACCCUAGGGGCGACCAUUCGACUUCAUGCGCUAGAUGAGGUGAAGAUGAACAAGCUUUUCAAGUACCAGAGUAACCACUAUCAUGAGCGUGCUUCGCUAGCAAAGUCAAUUGAGAAGUACGCGCGCUUGUUCCUGGACGGCUUGCUUCCUGAUGCGAUUGUGGUGUACCUUGACACGGAUGUGGUGGUGCAAGCGGAUGUCCUGGUCCUAGCAGAUCGAUUUGCGGCAAGCGGCAAGACAAUGGCCUUUGUGGAGCGGGUGCCACGUGUGUCGCUGAGUGACUACGUGUACCCGCGCAACGUGAGCGAUGCCGAGUUCACCAAGCUGGGAAUCUCAAAGGCAGCCCUCUUGGCAGCGGAGAACGCCACGGAGUACAAUGCUGGAGUCCUCGUUGUGAACACGAAGCGCUGGGCGAGCCAGGGUUACAUGGACAAGGUUACGCACUGGCUGCGCAUCAACUACUUGCUGCAUGGGAAGCUGUUCCGCGGCAAUGAUCAGACCCUCCUCAUGCUCUCUUUCGAGGUCUGGCGGCAACCAGGUGACUUCAUCGUUGUGGAAAGAGAGUGGAAUGUGGAGGUUCAUCACCAGCUCACGACUGAUGGAGAUUUCCUGGCGCACCAGGCAAAGAUUCUUCACUUCAAUGGCGAUCGGAAGCCAUGGCUGCCCAGCGAGGCGGCGGAUCCCCUUGUCAAGGAGCUCUUCCGGCCUCACCUGGAGAGGUUUGCGUCACUACUGGAAGCAGAGCAAGCUCACGGGCAGCAGCAUCAGAUGCAGCCCAUGAUGGCUGCUCUUAUAGCUCUUGUUCUUGCCCUCGCGCUGCUCGCAGUCGUGAAGGUUUCCUAUGAUUGGACCAACACGAUGUCUCCCGCUGAGUCGGCUCUGCACGUUAACUUGAUGGUGUGCUUCCAGGGCUUCAUGAACUACAGCUCUGUGGUGCUUUGCGCUUACCCAUUGUGUCUGGCACUGAAUUUGUCAAAUGCCGCUUCAAUGUCUGGCCUCCUCAUCGGGGUCUUCAUGGAAUCCAGUGCUGUCGGCAUGGGUGUUAGCUGGAAGAUCUUGAACGUUUACCCUGACAUAUGGCGCGUACACAUCAAGACGUAUUUGGUGACAGGACUCUCUUGUCAAUUUCUCGGAGCACUGGUGUUUUGCAAAGUGGCUUUGGCUGUGAAGUACGGACAAACGCACGACACCCUGAUCCUCACGUUGCUGGCAGCCAGGAUUGUUCAAGGCUUUGGUCAUGGGCUGAAUGACCAGUUCAUGAAGUGCUGCAUUGUCAAGCUGGCGCCAGCUGUUGACCGGCCGCGCCACUCUAUGAAGAAGUUCGUGUCCAAUACGAUGGGUAUCGGAGGUGGCCCCAUCAUCAUUGCCAUAGCCUACUUCUUCUUCCACGACGAGGGGGGGGAUGUGGCCGGAAUGGGGCUUGGAGCACAGAUCAGCAUGUUGACCGCGCAGUGGCAGCUGACGAUGACCAUCACCGUCCUGGUGGCAGCUGUUCUCCUUUACCCAUCCUUGGAGGACGUGUCUGACUUUGGCAAGGCAACCAGCAUUGUUGGAGGGCACCAGACGGCAGUGCUUCUAGCAAGCAUCUUCCUGGAUGCCUUGCGCGGCUUUAUCACAUCGGGCGUGGAAGCAGCGUCGUGCCUGCUUCUCCAGGAUCACUUCGAAUGGCGCCAGGACAGCAUCGGCUUCUGCAUUGGGCUGACGUUCUGCUUGGUGGUCCCCGCCUACAUGCUUCACAAGCAGUAUCAGGCGCGCUACAGCGACAUCGCCUGGAUCAGGAUCUACACGGGCAUUGCCAUGCUGGCCACUGCCUUGCUAGGGACAGCGAAGCAACCCUUGGGCAUCCUGGCUGCGGACUCGAUCAUUUUCCCAUCCAUCUACUUGGCGGGUGCCUUGAACAUGGGCAUCCUCAAUACCAGUGUCUUCCCGGAUGGCUCCCUCCUUGAUGCGAACAACGUCAUGCUCAUCAACGGUAUCAUCUCGAAUGGCAUCGGUCGUUUUGCAGGACCCAUCUUCUCACGAUCCCUUAUAGCACACCUUGGGCAGAAGGCAUAUGCUUCGUGCCAAGCUCUUGCCAUUGGAAGCAUCUUGGCUUCAUCUGGUAUGUUAAGGGCGCCCAUGUAG
This is a messenger RNA of Symbiodinium natans, 2409 nucleotides long. Lineage: Eukaryota; Dinophyceae; Suessiales; Symbiodiniaceae. The record is from the annotation of a GenBank genome assembly.